Myotis davidii is the source of this 684-nucleotide messenger RNA. RefSeq names its product teneurin-1-like. The record is from RefSeq and is a predicted model, not a curated record. Bases 61 to 684 code for a protein of 207 amino acids. Gene Ontology annotation, biological process: signal transduction. Lineage: Eukaryota; Metazoa; Chordata; Mammalia; Chiroptera; Vespertilionidae. Gene Ontology annotation, cellular component: membrane. The transcript has 3 exons.
GCUCACAUUAAAGGAGUUCCUCUUCCUUUUUUUUAUGAAACUGAGCUUGCUUAAUCAGAGAUGGAGCAAACAGACUGCAAACCCUACCAGCCUCUGUCUAAAGUCAAGCAUGAAAUGGAUCUAGCUUAUACCAGUUCUUCUGAUGAGAGUGAAGAUGGAAGAAAACCAAGACAGUCAUACAACUCCAGAGAAACUCUGCAUGAGUAUAACCAAGAACUGAGGAUGAAUUACAAUAGCCAGAAUAGAAAGAGGAAAGAAGUAGAGAAAUCUACUCAAGAGAUGGAAUUCUGUGAAACUCCUCGCACUCUCUGCUCUGGCUACCAGACCGACAUGCACAGUGUCUCUCAGCAUGGCUACCAGCUUGAGAUGGGAUCUGAUGUGGACACAGAGACAGAAGGCGCUGCCUCACCUGACCAUGCACUGAGGAUGUGGAUAAGGGGGAUGAAAUCAGAGCACAGUUCCUGUUUGUCCAGCCGGGCCAACUCUGCAUUGUCCUUGACUGACACUGACCAUGAAAGGAAGUCUGAUGGGGACAAUGGUUUCAAAUUCUCUCCUGUUUGUUGUGACAUGGAGGCUCAAACUGGAUCUACACAAGGCAAGUUUUCCCAAGAUUUGACCACCUAUUAUUUUUAUCUCAUCCCACUGCUGACACCCACCCCACAAAGUGGACUCCUGCCCCUCUGA